Messenger RNA from Brassica oleracea var. oleracea, 783 nucleotides. RefSeq lists its product as uncharacterized. NCBI's taxonomy places the organism in Eukaryota, Viridiplantae, Streptophyta, Magnoliopsida, Brassicales, Brassicaceae. The record is from RefSeq and is a predicted model, not a curated record. Bases 1 to 783 code for a protein of 260 amino acids. The transcript has a single exon.
AUGGGGGAAGCUAAAGUGCUAGUUGAAAUGGAGUUGGAGAGAAAUUUUCCGCAACUUAUAGCUCUGGAUGAUAAGCAAGGCCAUAUUUAUCUGGUUAAAGUAGAAUACACUUGGAUACCUUCAACUUGUGAGAGAUGUGGCGGUUUAGAUCAUAAAGCGAAGAGGUGUCUUUUGCUUUCAAAACCUCUAGAUUCUUCUGGUUCCUCAGCAAAUCCAGAGGGUGUGAGUGUUGACAUUCCCGUUGUUGACAUAGACAAAAACUUGCAGGAAAAUAAUGAUGAAACAAUCUCAGGAAGCCUUCAUAAAACGUCUGCUACUGUGCCUCAGGUACCAAAUGAUUCUUCACUUCCUCCUUUGGAAUGCCAUUUUAUUAAAGACGUACCAGAGGAAUGCCAAGCUUCAAAUACCCCACAGGUCCAACAUGAUAACCAACUAGCACAGCAAACUUUGACCAAGACUUUAUCACCAUUAGUAGAUAUUGCAUCUACUCCCAUCUCAGCUUAUACUAUGGAAUUUUCUCCAUCAAACAUUAUCAACAGGGAGGUCCAAAAAGCCUCUAUGGUUGAUCCCUUAAACACAUCGGCUCAGGUAAGUGAAUUUCAGAGUCCUUCUCGGUUCGCUGUCCUUGGUGAUGUGGACAUGGCCCCUGAUGAAACAACGAGCUCGCUCGGGUUUACUAGGGGGAGGGAAUCAAGACCUCCAAUCAAGUUCCAAGAUCUAGUAUGGAAGACAACACAAGGGAGAGGUAAGCAUGGCCGUCGCGGCCGUGGUAAUACUCGCUAG